Cryptotermes secundus is the source of this 4647-nucleotide messenger RNA. It is a transcript of the gene Rbp, whose product is annotated as RIMS-binding protein 2. The transcript has 24 exons. NCBI's taxonomy places the organism in Eukaryota, Metazoa, Arthropoda, Insecta, Blattodea, Kalotermitidae. The coding region runs from base 87 to 4595 and encodes 1502 amino acids. Gene Ontology annotation, molecular function: protein binding. The record is from RefSeq and is a predicted model, not a curated record. Gene Ontology annotation, biological process: neuromuscular synaptic transmission.
GUCGCAGUGGGCUACCUGGCUCAGUACAGCCUGGUAGCACUAGUAACACUAAUAGGCCAGGAGACAUUGAGUCCAUCCUCAAGCAAAUGCGUGAUGCUGCAGACAAGAGGAAAGAACUGGAACAGCAGCAUGCAGAAGCAUUAAGCCAACUUCGGGAGAAGCAGAGUGAACUCCAACGAUUGACGAAAUUCAGCACAAAUACCAGUUCUGAGAAGAAAAGCAAGAACUAUGAAACAAUUGAAGCAUUGCAGUCUAAGAUCCGUGAGCUUGAGAAGAAGACAGAGUUGCAAAACGUUCGCCAUGAGGAGCUUCUGCUGGAGAUGGCCUCAAUCAAGCGGUCAUCACAAGGAACCUCUGCGGCAUCUGCAACUAUGGGUCCUUCCACCACCAGUGGUACAGGGUGGAAAUUGUCACGUGCUAGUUCCACCAAUCAGGAAGUUCAGACUUCACCAGAGUCGGGUAACUCCACGCCAGACUCUGGUCGUCUGGAGAGUACAGGUCGCUCCACACCUCUGGAUCAACAUCCAGCUACUGGACCCUCCACCAGGACAGUACUGAAUAGAAGUCAUGCCACAACUGUCACUUCAGGUUGUGGUACAUCUGGAGUCGUUCUCUCCCCCUUUCCUAGAUCAGUAUUUCCCCCUGGCCUAACUUCUAUAGGGGGAUUCACUCCUUCUUAUUGCAUGCAGCAACAACCAUAUUAUACACAUCCUCCUGGUCCAAACCCUGGUCUAUGGAAAAGUCCCUCUGUUUCAGAUUUAACUUCAAUCUAUCAAAUGUCAAACAGCCACUAUGGUGUUAAUAAUUCUACUUCUAAUCCGCCAACUAUUAAUUCUUCUAUUCGUGGUGGCCCAUUCUCAUCAUCCUCCCUACCCAACACCACUGCUGCUCCAAAUCAACCACCAAACUCUCUCCCAUUGUUGCCAAAUACCUGCACCGUGGAACCUAUCAUAGCUGCCAGUAACACUGGAACUGGGGCGGAGAAGUACGCGCACAGUAGCAGCCACGCACAGUCACAAGUGCAGCAAGGAAGGACUGGGUCUCCUAUUGCUACAUCCACAGGUGUGUCAACUGUUGGGGUCCAAAGCUCCAGUGAGAUUGAUCGUAUCAUGGCAAAGAUUGAGCAAGACAACCGAAUCUUGGCAGAACUGGACAAGACCAGGUCUACUAUUGGUGACACUUCAGACUGUACCACCAUCACUAUACCGGUCCCCCAACACAAAGCCUUGGGUGCAGAGCGUUUAUUACCAACCUGCAGACAGCAACAGCCAUCACCACCACAUCAACAUCUGCAACAACACUCUGCUGACUCACAGAAACACUACCUUAAAGUCCCACAGAUAAUGUAUGGUCAUGGUUCUCGAAGUGGUAGUCAUGAUCAGCAGCGUGUCUCUGGAAAUGUUUCCACGACUGCUGUUGGAGGAAUAAUGGGUGCUCCUUCCACUGCAGUUGCCACUGGUGAAACAAUAGGUUUCAUUACAAGCCUUCCCAUGCUACCUGCACCUCCCACGGGACAUACUACACAGUUACAGUUUGUCCCACAAGCGCAGCUGCAGCCAGCGCAGUACGUAAUGCAGACGGCUGCAGGGUUGGUACCUCAGGGGCUUGUGCCUCACCAGUCAACUCAGCUGCAACAUAGGCUCAUGCCUCAACUGCCUGCAACAGUGCCAGCCAUUCUCACCACACACUAUGACCUGGACACAAGGAAUAAUUUCCUAAAUGGAAAUAUCCCAGGCAUGUUUACAACAUUUCCAGCUGAUCAGUUACAACAGACGGGUGCUGCAGAGAACAAGGUGGACAUGUUGGAUGUCCCAGGCAAGGGUCGUUGCUAUGUCUACAUAGCCAGGUAUUCAUAUGACCCAUUCCAGCAGUCACCUAAUGAAAAUCCAGAGGCUGAACUGGCCAUAAAUGCAGGUGACUACCUCCUUGUCUGGGGCAACAUGGAUGAGGAUGGUUUCUUUGAUGGCGAACUUUUAGAUGGAAGACGUGGUUUGGUGCCAUCUAAUUUUAUACAAAAAUUAGUUGGCGAAGACUUACUUGAGUUUCAUCAAGCAGUAGUACAGGGCCUUCGAGAUGGUGAUGACAGCGGAUCCACCAAUAUAGCUCAUGAUCUAGCCCAAGAAGCUCUUGCCUUGAUGGAAGAUGGAUACAACAGGCAACGGCCAUUGGUUCCUGGUGAUUACAGUUACAUAGACUUAGAAGACAUCUUAGAAGAAGAUGAUGAAGGUCUUGGUGAGCAGCUGGGUGAGGGGCCAGCAGCAGUGGUAUUCUUCUCGGAUCUAGUCCCAGCACCUAAACAACUUACCCUGGAGAGGCAACUGAACAAGAGUGUCUUGAUUGGCUGGAACCCACCUGAUGCACCCCCUGGAACCAUAGACUCAUACCAUGUCUACGUUGAUGGUGUUCUCAAGACAACCAUCAAGGCAUCAGAGCGGACCAGAGCACUAGUUGAGGGUGUUGAUUCAACAAGACCUCAUCGAAUCAGUGUGCGAUCAGUCACACCUAACAGACGAACAUCUCGUGAUGCGGCAUGCACUAUGGUCAUCUGCAAGGACACACCUUUGGGUCCAAGCAAUGUAAAAGCAAGCCAUGUAACAAGCACCUCAGCUGUUAUCUCCUGGUUGCCUAGCAACAGCAACCACCAGCAUGUUGUUUGUGUCAACAAUGUGGAGGUUCGGACUGUGAAACCAGGUGUCUACAGGCAUACAAUUACUGGCCUAGCUCCUAAUACGGUGUACAGGGUGACAGUACGAGCUAAGAAUAUACGGGCUCCCAAUUUUGAUGAGAAGGCAAGCCAGCAGAUGGAGAGGUUCUCUUGUCACGUCGACUUCCGAACAUUGCCUAAAGGCUGCAAAGUCAUAUGUUUCUGGCAAGUGAGGCAGUGGGUUGGGAUAUAUGGUGGACGGCAGGACGAGUCUACAGGCCUGCCUGAUCCUCCAGUAGACAUUCAAGUAGAGGCAGGCCCACAGGAUGGGACUUUGCUGGUCACAUGGUUGCCUGUUGGGCUUAAUGCUUCCACCAAUGGGGCUCCAGUGACAGGAUAUGCUGUCUAUGCUGAUGGCAAGAAAGUUACUGAUGUUGACAGUCCAACAGGUGACCAUGCGCUAAUUGACAUCAAUAAAUUGCUGGGACUAAAUCCAAAACAGGUUACGGUGCGCACGAAGUCUCGUGAUAGCCAGUCAGCUGACAGUGUUCCCACUCCCAUUCCUUCUGUGGCUCUCAAAAAUAAAAUUAGCAAGGAUGGUGUGGAUAAGCUGGAUCGGAGACAGAGGGCACAAUAUGGAUCAGCCGUCCCACCUCACAUGCGCCACCAUAUGCAGGGUAGCCAAUCGGGGCAUAGAAACAUGAGGGUUGAUGCUCAUGGACAAGUUAUAAUAGACCCAGAAGAAAAUCUAUCUGAUAAAGAGAUCUACCCAGCAGGGAACCACAUCAAUAUCCCGUCCAUAGAAAUCACCAAGGAUUCUGCCAGUGAAGGCAACUUCAGUGAAGACGAUUACUUGGAUGGUCGAAGAGGAGCUCGAGGAUAUCAUGGACCCAGUGGGGGACAUUAUGACCCUCGAGGCAUUCCACGUAGUCACACUGAAAGGGGUCGACCUCCUCCUUUACCGCAUGAGAGAGGACGCAUGGACCACCACCCUCCACCUCCUCGUGGCAGGGAUAGGAAUGAUGACAGGGACCAGUAUUAUGGAGACCCUCGUGGUGACCCUAGAGGCAGACACGGGGGUCAUCCUGGAGACAGGGGGCACCGGGGAGGACUCCCUCCUGGUCGGGUUCCUCCACCCCAUCAACAGCCAGGGCCACCUCCAGGAGGUCCAGGACCUGGCCUAAGAGACAAAAGAGUGAGAUGGUUUGUGGCUUUAUAUGACUACAACCCUACAACAAUGUCACCAAACCCAGAUGCUUGUGAAGAAGAGCUGCCAUUCUCGGAGAAUGACACCAUCAAGGUCUAUGGGGAUAAAGAUGCAGAUGGUUUCUACUGGGGUGAAUGCAGAGGUAGGAGGGGUUUUGUUCCACAUAACAUGGUGGUAGAAGUACAGGAUACUCUAAAGGAAGGAGGUCGUGGUGGGCCAAGAGAUCGUUGGGGAGACAUAUAUGCCAACAUGCCAGUCAAAAAGAUGAUUGCUCUCUACGAUUACGACCCACAAGAGCUUUCACCAAAUGUUGAUGCCGAGGUGGAGUUGUCAUUCCAGACGGGCAAUGUCAUCUAUGUUUAUGGUGAUAUGGAUGACGAUGGUUUCUACAUGGGUGAAUUGGAUGGGGUUCGGGGGUUGGUUCCUUCCAACUUCUUGACUGAAGCGCCUCCUGAUUAUAGUAAUGGAGGCGGAGGACCCAGACAGGGUCGACCACCUCCACAAGACCGUAGUGGAAGAGGCGGGGGACACGGUCCCGGGACUAGAGGUCCCCCUCCUCCUCCAAGGGAUGGAGUGCGCAUGGACCCCAGAGACAGAAGGAAAGAUCAUCUACCUACACAGACACAGUUAGACUAUAGGGCCGAUCACAACACUAGCCUUCAGGUAAGUACUUCAGUACAAAUGAACUUGACAUUUUUAUUCCCCAUUUCUCCUGUAUUUCUGCAUGGCUUUGCAUUUGACUGAUCGUUCAACACAAACAUAAGUGUACACUCACACUUACUAGUGUUCAUCCUAA